Schistosoma margrebowiei is the source of this 942-nucleotide messenger RNA. The record is from the annotation of a GenBank genome assembly. NCBI's taxonomy places the organism in Eukaryota, Metazoa, Platyhelminthes, Trematoda, Strigeidida, Schistosomatidae.
AUGAUAUAUUACACAUCUAAUUCUAAACAGCUAUGCUUUAAGUCCAGUAUAAAAUUGAACGUAGCAUCAUCAUCAUCAUCAUCAUCAUCAUCAUCAUCAUCAUCAUCAUCAUCAUCAUCAUCAUCAUCAUCAUCAUCAUCAUCAUCAUCAUCAUCAUCAUCAUCAUCAUCAUCAUCAUCAUCAUCAUCAUCAUCAUCAUCAUCAUCAUCAUCAUCAUCAUCAUCAUCAUCAUCAUCAUCAUCAUCAUCAUCAUCAUCAUCAUCAUCAUCAUCAUCAUCAUCAUCAUCAUCAUCAUCAUCAUCAUCAUCAUCAUCAUCAUCAUCAUCAUCAUCAUCAUCAUCAUCAUCAUCAUCAUCAUCAUCAUCAUCAUCAUCAUCAUCAUCAUCAUCAUCAUCAUCAUCAUCAUCACCAUCAUCAUCAUCAUCAUCAUCAUCAUCAUCAUCAUCAUCAUCAUCAUCAUCAUCAUCAUCAUCAUCAUCAUCAUCAUCAUCAUCAUCAUCAUCAUCAUCAUCAUCAUCAUCAUCAUCAUCAUCAUCAUCAUCAUCAUCAUCAUCAUCAUCAUCAUCAUCAUCAUCAUCAUCAUCAUCAUCAUCAUCAUCAUCAUCAUCAUCAUCAUCAUCAUCAUCAUCAUCAUCAUCAUCAUCAUCAUCAUCAUCAUCAUCAUCAUCAUCAUCAUCAUCAUCAUCAUCAUCAUCAUCAUCAUCAUCAUCAUCAUCAUCAUCAUCAUCAUCAUCAUCAUCAUCAUCAUCAUCAUCAUCAUCAUCAUCAUCAUCAUCAUCAUCAUCAUCAUCAUCAUCAUCAUCAUCAUCAUCAUCAUCAUCAUCAUCAUCAUCAUCAUCAUCAUCAUCAUCAUCAUUCAUCAAUAAGAGAUAUCUUAUUAAAUUACAAUUUAAUAUUCAUAAAGUUUUAUAUUACUUAAAAGUAACUAAUCUAAAUGAUUGA